AUGCUAUGGGCUAAGAGCAGCAACAAGGUCAUCAUGGAGGAAACAGGCAUGGACGGAAAACUUGUGAAAGAGCUCGUCAAGUUUGGAGCUGUCUACACCGGUCCUCCGCAAGAUGCCAUGGACAAGAAGCAGUCACCGGUCAAAGCUGUUCGAACCAUGCAGGAUGUGGAGCUGCUUCCUGGGUCUUAUGUCAGAGUGCACGCCCAACCAAAAAGAUGUCUGUCUGUCUACAAGAUUGACUGGAGCGCGAGAGUUAUCCGCGAGAGCCAAGACUUCAUCGUCAUUGACAAGCCCCCAGGGGUGCCAAGUUUGACAACCAUCGACAACGGCGUGGAGUGUGUGAUGUCACAAGUGGAGAAGAUGAGAAAUAUCAGCCUGAUGCCAACCAGCCGCCUCGACGUCUGCACAGCUGGAGUGUUGAUCUUCGCCAAGACAAGAGACUUCUGCUUGAAGACCAACAAGGCGAUGAGUGAGAGGCGGUGUGACAAGGUCUACCUGCUGCUGAGCGAGAGAGAGUUGCCGAGAGGAGAAGACUUGAGGAGCAGGCAAGACCUGCAGGAGGAGGGCUGGCAAGAUGCCGUGCUAGAGAUUCUGGACUGCCGGUGUCUGCUUACCUUUCUGCAGCCGUUUGAUCUCAAGCAGCAGGGAGGACGCAGAAAGGUCUUCGAGUACUCCGUCCGGCUCAUCACAGGGAGGACACACCAGAUUCGCCUGCAGUUUGCGGCUCUAGGAGCUCCCGUGCUCGGAGACACGCGGUACACGCCAGCAGCUGGGCUUUUGUUUCAGAGCGUCGACGAUGCGAUUGGAGACGGCAGCCGCGUGUUUGGGCCUGACCCCGACGUGAUCUUCCUGCAGGCAAGACGAGAAGGCGCGGGGAGGGGGAGGAGCUGA
Molecule: messenger RNA, 891 nt
Organism: Guillardia theta CCMP2712
Lineage: Eukaryota; Cryptophyceae; Pyrenomonadales; Geminigeraceae
Exons: 11
Coding region: 1-891 (296 amino acids)
Biological process (GO): pseudouridine synthesis
Molecular function (GO): pseudouridine synthase activity; RNA binding
Source: RefSeq, a predicted model, not a curated record